CCUUGUUUGUUUGUUUAUUUGACAGUUUUCAAAGGCGGAUCCAGUGGUUUGAAACAUCGGGGAUCUGAGGACAAACUAAAGAAGUACAAGAUGGAGGAGGACGUCUUCAUGGAGCCCCUCCCUGAGCCGCUCCUCCUAAUCCUCUCCCCUCCUCCACCGUUUUUGCCCACUGUUGCUCAGCCGGUCAUGGUUUGGCCCAAGUGGCUGAAAGCCUUUGAGCGCUACAUGCAGGGGCUGGGUGAGAGGGACCUGCCAGACUCCAGCAAGCUGGUGCUCCUAAAGAACUGCCUCGGCACCGAAGGGGAGCGCGUCUUCAGAAUUCUGAUCCGAAAUGAGAGCUCGUACGCCACUGCCAUCGCGGCUCUGACCGCUCACUUCAACUCCAGCUACACGUCUCAGAUCCACCGCCUCAAGUUCCACCAGAGGGUCCAGAUGCCCGGAGAGACUGUCGAUCAGUUCGUGUCCGCGUUAGAAGAACUGGCAACUCCUUGCAAAUAUCGAAAAUCCAAGCACAAAGUUAUCCUGGAUCAGCUGAUCAAUAAAACAAACUCCCCACAACUCCGGGAGAGUCUGACAAAGAGGAGGGCGGAUCUGACCUUGGCCACGGCGUUGGCUAUUGCUCGAGAUACGGAGUUGCUCCUGGAAGGGUCUCCGCAGUACCACGUCCAUGAGGUCAGCGUGGACAUCGGAGAGGAUUUUGACCCUCCUGUUCCAGUCAAGCGCAAAAGAGGACGACCUCGCAAAGAGGAGCAACGAGUUCAAGCCGAGACGCGUCCAGCUCAGCCCCCGGUGAAGCCACCUAUGCGCAAAGACGAGUACUACUACAGCAACGAUAAGCUGUAUUAUGAGAACGACGGGGAAGAGCCUUCUCCGGAGGUGUCCAACGAGGUUGGCAGUGACUCGGUUGAUGGUGAAAAUGGAGCUCCAAUGCCGCUGCUGAGGGUGAAGGAGGAAGAGGCCAGCAAAGACUGUGAUGAUGUGGAAGACAGCGGCAAGAACGAAGAAGGCGGCGGCGAGAACGAAGAAGGCCGCGGCGAGAACGAAGAAGGCGGCGGCGAGAACGAAGAAGAUGGUGGCGAGAACGAGGAAGACGAUGACGACUUUAUGUUGCCGUCUCUGAAGCCGAAAGGCCCCGUGUGCCCCAUAUGCCCCAACAGGCACUUCAGAAACGCACACAAACUGGGCAGACACAUGAGGUCCCACACAAAGGAGAAGCCCUUCAUCUGCCCAGUCUGCAGCAAGGCGUUCAGCCAGACCUACCACCUGACCCGACACAUGAGGAACCUGCACGGUGGCGCCCAGUACAUCUGCCCAACCUGCGGCGAGAGCCUGGGGAGCUGCGUAGAGCUCCAGAAGCACAAGAAGACGCACCAACCUAAAGUUCUGUCAUGUCCGGAGUGCAAUAAAAAAUUCACCGACCCUGAGGAGUUUUCUGCUCACGUCAAGUUGCACGACGACGCCUCGUCUUCCCAAGAGGAGGAUGAAAGUCGUGAUCAAGUUAAUGUAAAAACCGAGGAAAUACCUGAUGAUCACGAAGACGAUGCGUCUUCAGAUUCAGACCCCGAGGUUCUUGACUCCGUGAGUGAAAACGCCGAAGCCGAGUCUGAAACUGGAGAUCAAAUGAAGCAAAAGGCAACACCAAAAGCUAAAAGAGAUGGACAUUUCUGCCCUAUCUGUGUCAACCGGCGCUUCAAAGGAUCCAACAAGCUGGCCAGACACAUGAGGGCGCACACUAAAGAGAAACCCUUCACCUGCCCGGUGUGCGACAUGACCUUCAGCCAGUCGUACCACAUGACCAGACACGUGAGGAACCAGCAUGGCCACGGUAAGCACAUCUGCUCCAAGUGCGGGAAAAGUUUCGACACCUGGCUGGAUUUGAAAGUGCACAGGAAGACCCACGCCAUCAGGGGCUUGACGUGUUUCGCCUGCGAUAAGCAGUUCAAAGGCGAAACCUCGCUCGUCAACCAUCUCAAGCUGCACCGGAAGGUGGAGUCCUCGCAUCGCAACCUCAUCUGCAACGACUGCGGCAAGGAGUUUGGCCGAAUGUACCAUCUGAAAAGACAUCUCAUGACGCACCGGAAGGGAGUGACCUCUGAGUGCUACACGUGCCCCGACUGCCAGAAAACCUUUGCCUUCCCAGAAGACCUCAACAAGCAUUUGGACAACCAUGUGAAGGAGAACAAUGGCAUAUGUCCAAAAUGCAAUGAGAGCUUCACCAGCGCAGAAGACCUAGAGGCUCAUAUGAGCAUCCAUCAGAAGACCUACUCCUGCAGCAUCUGCAACAAGAAGUUUAAGGUGGAGUACGCUCUGAAGAAGCAUGAGCAAGGCCACAAAGCUGAACAGUACUUCUGCUCUUUGUGCCAGAAGCGUUUCCUCAAGCUCUCCCACUAUAAGAGGCACAUAUUGGUCCACAGCAGACGUGAGUCUAGAUGCCCUCACUGCGACAACGUUUUCCUGCAGUUGACGGCCUUUAAAUACCACCUACGGACUCACACUGAGGAGAGGCCCUACCAGUGCAUCUGCUGUAUCGAGUCCUUUGUCGAGAAGGAGGAUCUGGAGCAGCACUGCCUCAAACACAGAACGUUCAAGAAGCAGAAGCCCUACUCCUGCACCCGCUGUGACAACGCCUUCUCCACGCUGGUGGAGCUGACCGAACACAUGAGCCUGCACGAGGGGGAGCCGCCGCAAACCUGCCCCGUGUGCGGCAAGAGUUUCCUGAACAAGAACAAGCUGGAGAAGCACAUGAGCAUCCACACCGGCGAGAGGCCUCACCUGUGCUCCAUCUGCGGCAACGGCUUCCCCUCCGCCGCCAGCCUCAAGCUGCACGCCUACAUCCACACGGGGGAGAAGCCCUUCCAGUGCUCGCAGUGCCUCAAGAAGUUCAGCUCCAAAAGCGGCCUGCGCCUGCACAGCCGCCAGCAUUUGGACCAGCGACCCAGCUACGAGUGUCCCGAGUGCGGGAGGACGUACGGGCGCAUGACGGAGCUGAAGAUGCACCAGCGCUACCACACCGGGGACAAACCCUACGCCUGCACCUGCUGCUCCAAGCGUUUCAUCAGCAAGGACAAGCUGAACGUUCACAUGAGGACGCACACGGGGGAGAGGCCCUACUCCUGUCCCCACUGUGGACAGACGUUUACGCAGACCGGGGACAGAAACAGACACAUCAGUAAACAGCACAGCAACCUGAUGCAGUGAAGUGCUUCGUUACAAAAAACAUGAAAAUUCAAAGAUUUUAAGGAGGCGUUGACAUUCUUUACUCGAAAACGACAAGAAGUUGGAAUUAUAUCCUGAUAGAACACAAAAACUGUAAACAAUCAAGCAGAAAAAUGCUCUUUACAGUGCUGACUGAGGCUUAGAUUAAGAACAUUUUAGCGAUCCAAGUUUCAAUGAUGAAGAACAGCCAAUAUUGUUAACCAGAAAUCAAUGAAAUGCCUUUUGUUAGUCAUUAUAGAGAGAUGAAUGUUAGAUUUAAGUAUUUACCUUUCAUUUAUGAAACAGGCAGUAUGCAUUUGCCUAUGUAUGGGAUCAGAAAUAUUGUUUUUAGAAUUGUGCGCAUGUAUUUUCACGUUUCAUACAUUUUUGCAUGAUGAUAAAGAUCAGAACCUUCGCAAUCACUAAGUGGAAAAUCCAGUGUUUAAUCUUCUUAAUGCAGCAAAUCACCAAACUGUUCAAUUCAGCUACAUUUUUGUUUGUCAUUUUUUUGUUUGUUUUCUUUUAAAACUGUCACAUUACUCAGAAAUGUCAUGUAAAAAUAUAGGCUUUGCAUGCUGGAAUUGUUGGUGUAGUUUAACGCGGUCUGGUCCAACAAACGGCCGCACUGGCAUGACCACACUGAUGGAGACUAAAUCACUUCAAAGAACACAAAGAAGACUCUUAAAAUGUGUAUGUUUAUUAUUAUUUUUUCACUCUUUAUCAGUGUUAGUUGUCAUUUUAUUUCAUUUUACUUUAGUUUUAUAAUCUAACAUUACAAGAGUUGUGUUGCUAUUUUCAGUACCAAAAAAUGUAACAUUCACUGUAAUACUUUCCAACUACAUGAUUUGCUUCAAUUUUACAUCUGUUAGAUUACUUCAUAUGAAACUAAAACAUCUUAAUUUAUUUUUCUUUUCUUUUUAAUUCUUAAAAAAAUGAAAAUGUGUUUGAAGUGCUGAUUUCUGAGGGAAUAUUGUGGGUAAUGAUGUAUCUACAUGAGGGCACAAGAGAGCAGAUGUGUGAUUAUAAUGCAUAGAUUAUGUUUGGGGGCCUGUAAUAUAAAUAAAUUACUACACCUACUAAAAAAAUGUAAUCAGGAUGACAGAACAGUUACUUUUCGAUUUUCUGGAUUGUUUUUUCUUAUAGUAAUACAGAAUUUUGUUGGUCAUUUUUUUUUUUACUAUCUUGUAUUCAAACCAUUAUAAAUAUUUAGUUAAUAAAUUCAAAUCCAAACAUUUGUUUUUAAUUAAAAAAAUAAUAAUUUUACAAAGUGCAAAAUGUUUGUAAUUCUUUCCAUUGAUGAGUUAAGAAUUUUUUGUUUGUUUGCUGUGUACAUUCA
This is a messenger RNA of Oryzias melastigma (Indian medaka), 4531 nucleotides long. Its product is annotated as zinc finger protein 585A. Lineage: Eukaryota; Metazoa; Chordata; Actinopteri; Beloniformes; Adrianichthyidae. Gene Ontology annotation, biological process: regulation of transcription by RNA polymerase II. The record is from RefSeq and is a predicted model, not a curated record. The transcript has 2 exons. The coding region runs from base 91 to 3198 and encodes 1035 amino acids. Gene Ontology annotation, molecular function: RNA polymerase II transcription regulatory region sequence-specific DNA binding; DNA-binding transcription factor activity, RNA polymerase II-specific. Gene Ontology annotation, cellular component: nucleus.